GAAGCUCACGUGAUGUCAGCAUGCCUGGAUUCCCACCACACCAGGGCGAUGCCGUCCCCUCCACCACAGGAAGUGAUGCUGCGUGGGGACAGGAAGUGAGGGAGAUGGAGCUGUUUUUGGAUCUGCCGGGUCCGGACGGGGAGGAAACUCAGCAGGGGGACGACAGCUGGAUCCAAGAUGGCGACCUGCAGCGGUGUGGACAACUGGAGCAGAGGUGGGUCCUCUGGCACGAGUUUAUGAAGGAACACGCCCACCUUGACAUCUGGCUGCGAUUGGCUGAGCAGGCUGUCAACUCUCCAUACCCCGCCCACAUUACCUACAUCGCCGCCAAAGAGGAACUGAGGAAGUUUGAGAGGCUGCAGUGUGAGGCCGGAUCUCAGCUCGUCAGGUUGGACGAUCUGACCCGCAGGAAUCGGACGCUCUCUCGGCAGUUUCACGGCGCCAUGCGGGCGCGGCUGCUGGCGUCGACGAGGACCUGCGGGCAGCGAUGGGACGAGGUGAACGCCAAACUGGAAACCAUCAUCGGACGCCGGAAGCUGUUUGCCUCAGAGUGGGAGGAGUUUGAGGCAGAGAGGGAGGAGCUUGCAGUCUGGUUGGCUGACCUGGACGUGCGUCUGACCGAGGUGGAUCACCUGACAGGAAACACAUGUGAAAAGCUACGGCGACUCCAGUCGUUCCAGCAGUGUGUGUGCGCGAACUCGGCGCGUGUCAACGCCCUGCUGCAGCGCGGCGAGGCGUUAAUCCAGCGAAGCGAACCGACUGAUGCUCAGCAUGUAGAGAACCGGCUGCUGGAGCUGCUGCGGGGCUGCAGCCUCGCUUACAACAACAUCGCACGAACACACACUCGACUGCUGAGCAUGAGACUGGUGUUUGAAGACGACUGGAUUCUGUCUCAGGUGACAGACUCUGGUUGUCCCUCAGAGAGUCUCUUAGAGGACGAGGGAGCGCUUGAUAAGACCGGCCUGGACCUCCCUGCUUCUUCCCGUCGUAGUAAAAUUAACCCCAGCCUUGAUUUCUCACCACUCCACGUCCCUCCCCCUCCUCCCUCUCCGUCCUCGCCGGCCCAUGAGCACCUGGGCCUGGAGUGGGACCCCUCGGUUGAUAUUGGGCGGUCCGUCUCGAGGGAGGAUGCCGACUCUUCGUACUUCAGUAUCAGCACAGGACGGUGUCAUAGAGAUGGUCUAAAGAGGCGGAGCUACAUCAGCUCCCUCGGCUCCCUGUCUGACAUCAACAAUGACAUCCCCAACCUGGAGGCAGACUCGCGAUUGGAGGAACGCCACGACCGCCCCGACCCCAUCGUCUCCUCACCAGUAGCGCUGCAGGGAGGCUGGACUCGUCCCAACCAAGACCAGUGGGUGACUUCCACGCCCGACAGAGACGACGGAGACGACAGAGAAAUGCUCAGCUUUGACGGCGGGCGCGUGAGGGAGUGGCUCGGAGUCCAAAGCCCCGCCCCCGCUCCUGUGAGGAAGACUUCCUGCUCCAAAGCUGUGCAGACUGACGGGGAGUCAGAGAGUUACCUUGAUGGGAGUUACAUGGAUGCACCCAGCAGCCAACAUCGCCACAACUACACCCAGCAGCCAUCACCAGCCCUUUCCCCGGGGUCAUCACACGACUUAAGUGCCUCCACUGAUCGGCUAAAGCAGGGAUUAAAUCUACAGGUUGAAGAAGAGGAGUCCCGUUGUGAAGAAGCCGAGCGUCACUUCUCUGAACAAAGUGUGACCUCCAGCAGCAGUGCCUCCUCCUCUUCCUCCCUGCUCUCCCCCGUCCUCCUCUACCUCCUCCUGGCCGCAGCUCUGGUCCUCCUGGCCUGUCUGAUCUGGAUCGUCGUAGAGCCGCCGUGUCACCGCAGCAACAGGAUGCCACACGGCUUCCACCUGGCGCUCAGAUACGUCAACGGACCCCCGCCUACCUGAAGACCCUCCAGAGACUCUCGUGGCGAGAGCUCGGAUGAAGCACUUUCCUUUCGGAUGCACAGGACGAAGGUUUGCACGUCAACGUGGAGUCAUUUACUAUUUAGGAUCCUGACUGGCUCCAAGUCUGACAACAUGCAUCAGCUAUGAUCCCGUUUCUCCUGAUGAUGAAGAAGCAAACCUGGAGGAGAAGAUCUGAAACUCACAGAAGAAAAAAACUUUAUCAUCAUUCAAACUUUGAGACGGUUGGAGACAACCAAGAAGAGAUGAUUUUUGGUCAUUUGGAGUCCCAAGUUGUACCUUCAUGCAAACCAACACGCCCGUCCAUCAGACCUCAAAGCUCGUGUUCUUGAGACAAUAAUCAUGUUUUCUAAGGCCUCUAAUUUUCUCCAGAUAAAACCAUUUUAAAAAUUGGAUCUUGAAUAAACUGCAUUAAAUAUUAAAGUAUAGAUAUGUUCAGCUACCUUUUCUUGGUGCACUUUAUAUGUUUGUCACCAAACUUUCAAAACAGGGGGUGUUGAGUUAUGAGUAGAUAUUUUGCAUAAUUGAUAAUGAAUGAUGCCGUCCUUCAUAGAAGCUUACAAACUGACAUUUCAAGAAAGGAGAAGUCGCCCCACCUCUGGUCUUUCCUGAGAGGUAGUAAAGACGAAAUCCAGGGAAGAAAGUGGCGAUGUGUUUUCUGCAACCACAUAACACGAUGUGUAAUCACCAUUCCUCUGCAGUUUCAGGGUUUAAUGCAUUAAAACAAAGAUGUUAUGAUGGCAGAGAUGCAGAUUUGCGUCAUGUGAGAGGCUUUAAAAUCAAAACACACCCUCGUCUUCUUGGGACUAAAAGACAGAUGCACCAUCUCCAGCUUCACAUGGUGCACAGUGUUUAUUAGUCUCAUCUUAAAGCCCACGCCUUUAUAUUAAAUUUAAAGCAGAAUUAAAAUGAACUUAGUGGAAGUUGUAUAAAAACGAACUUUAUGUAUUGGUCAGUGAACGCAUCAUAACUGCCUCAGGAGCUUGUUGGGUUUCUCACCUUGAUGUUUUUCUACUUCCUGUUUGGUCGAGCUUUAAAAAGGCUUCUUGUCGGACUUUCAUGUUUUUGCAGCUGUUGCUAAGCUAACACUUUGAGCUAGUUAGCAUUGAAACAACGAUUUAUCGGAAGGGAGAACUGAACGGCGAUGUCAAAAGUUAAAUUGCUGUGUAACAUAACCUGAGACAGAUCAUAGUACUUUAAUAGAUUUAUUGAUUGUAUGUAGAAUCUUCAAACUGCUAUCUUAGCUAAUGUAGCUAACGGGUUAAGCUAGCUAAAGGUCCGUCUUGAAUAGUUAGAUGAAGUAUUUUGCGCCUUAUUUGAAUCACUAACUGCCUUGUUGCACCGUUAAAGCACUUCUAGCUCUCUGAACACAAAAGUACAAAGAAAAGAAUUCAAGUUAGAAUAAUAUGUUUUAUUAAUAUUCCCCCCCACUGGCCUUUUUCUGAACCAGAGGAAAAGGAAGUCUCCGUUUCUGUCCGGGCUUUCGUUUUAAAGACAAAUCUGCUCACAGAGACUUAAAAACCUGCUGCAGAGAGAGAUAAUCCAUCACCACCAGGAUCCGGCCUUCAUUUAUCUCAGUGAAACUUUGGUUACUGUUGUGUGUGGCGAGUUGCUACAGUCUGUGUAGCUCUCCCAAAGAACAGUAAUUUCACCUCGCCCCAAAUAAAGCUCACACAUGAUGGAUGAUCUGUUUUGCACUCAGUUUCAAGUCUCUGCAGGUUGAAUUUUAAACACACAGGAGCGUUUGUGUCCCGACUGUAUGGAGUGUUUGCAUUGGUUGACUUGUUAUUUAUAGAGCCUGUAGGAAUAUAUGCAGAUGGUUGGAUUGAUGUGAGGGGAUGCAUUGAUUAUAAAAUGAGCUGUAAACUGAUAAUACGUGUGGAGUGAUGAGUGCAUGUGAACGGUAUCUGAAAGAAAAGUGUGAGGUGAUUUAUCUUUGACUCUUCUUGUUGUGGAUUUCAGGAGGUUGUUUUAUGUGUCAAAAUGUCGUUAACAGCUUAAAGACUGACUCUGGUAUCUUAAAAUAUCUUAAAAACUUCAGUAGAUGGAUUCAGACGGCAGCAGUGAGACCGGCUGUAACGGCUGCAGCAUCAUUCCUAGAGACAAAGGCGUCUAAAUCCAAAAAACACAGGAGUUGGUUGUCUUCCUCUGCAAGGAUUGAUAAUUAUUUGCAUGUAGGAACCGUGUUACAGAAGUGUGUUGUUGUUUCUUGCACUGAUGGGAUCAGAUUUUUUUACAUUUUCAGACUCCUUCUAAGUUAGACCCUAAUGUUAAGAUAAGUUGGUUCAUUGCAGUGAUUUGACCUCUCUGAACAUGGGAGUUGAUCGUCUACUGCUGCCUUGAACGUUUCUUACAACGUGCUUUUUUACAUUGUUUGAUUUUGGUGUUUUGAAAACUUGGCUCAGAAACCAGACUAAACUAUAUCACAAAAAACUGCUUUUAUUAAGCUAUCAGUAGAGCAGCAACUCCCAUCUUCUACAGGGUACAGUCACUGUGAAGUUGUUGGUUUUUGCCUUGUGCUGAUUCAGAUUGUUAUCCCAGAAAGAAUUCCACUUCAGUGGCUAAAGAACACAGGAGUUGGUUGUCUACUUCUGCAAGGAUUGACACAAUCAACAAUAUGUUGUUGUUCUUUGCAACAGAUAAGAUCAGAUAUUUAAAAUUGUCAGACUCCUUCUAAGUUAGCCCCUAAUGUGAAGAUAACUUGGUUCAUUCCAGUGAUUUGACCUCUCUGAACAUGGGAGUUGAUUGUCUGCUGCUGCCUUGAACGUUUCUACCGACACCUUUUUUGGACCAUCUUGAAUUUUGGUGUUUUAAAAAGGUAGCUCUUGAAACCAGACUAAACUAUAACACACAAAAAAGCUUCUUCAGGUUGCAGUAGAGCAGCAACUCCCAUCUUCUACAGGGUACAGUCACUGUGGAGUCUUUGGUUUUUGCCUCUUGCUGAUUAAGAUUGUGAUUCAUGGUGUCUUAAAGUUUCCAGAAAGAAUUCCACUUCAGUGACAGAAGAACACAGGAGUUGGUUGUCUUCCUCUGCAAGGAUUGGUAAUUAUUUGCAUGUAGGAACCGUGUUACAGAAGUGUGUUGUUGUUUCUUGCACUGAUGGGAUCAGAUUUUUUUACAUUUUCAGACUCCUUCUAAGUUAGACCCUAAUGUUAAGAUAAGUUGGUUUAUUGCAUUGAUUUGACCUCUCUGAACAUGGGAGUUGAUCGUCUACUGCUGCCUUGAACGUUUCUUACAACAUGCUUUUUUACAUUGUUUGAUUUUGGUGUUUUGAAAACUUGGCUCAGUAACCAGACUAAACUAUAUCACAAAGAACUGCUUUUAUUAAGCUAUCAGUAGAGCAGCAACUCCCAUCUUCUACAGGGUACAGUCACUGUGAAGUUGUUGAUUUUUGCCUUGUGCUGAUUCAGAUUGUUAUCCCAGAAAGAAUUCCACUUCAGUGGCUGAAGAACACAGGAGUUGGUUGUCUACUUCUACAAGGAUUGACACAAUCAACAAUGUGUUGUUGUUCUUUGCAACAGAUAAGAUCAGAUAUUUAAAAUUGUCAGACUCCUUCUAAGUUAGCCCCUAAUGUUAAGAUAACUUGGUUCAUUCCAGUGAUUUGACCUCUCUGAACAUGGGAGUUGAUUGUCUGCUGCUGCCUUGAACGUUUCUACCGACACCUUUUUUGGACCAUCUUGAAUUUUGGUGUUUUAAAAAGGUAGCUCUUGAAACCAGACUAAACUAUAACACACAAAAAAGCUUCUUCAGGUUGCAGUAGAGCAGCAACUCCCAUCUUCUACAGGGUACAGUCACUGUGGAGUCUUUGGUUUUUGCCUCUUGCUGAUUAAGAUUGUGAUUCAUGGUGUCUUAAAGUUUCCAGAAAGAAUUCCACUUCAGUGACAGAAGAACACAGGAGUUGGUUGUCUUCCUCUGCAAGGAUUGGUAAUUAUUUGCAUGUAGGAACCGUGUUACAGAAGUGUGUUGUUGUUUCUUGCACUGAUGGGAUCAGAUUUUUUUACAUUUUCAGACUCCUUCUAAGUUAGGCCCCUAAUGUUAAGAUAAGUUGGUUCAUUGCAGUGAUUUGACCUCUCUGAACAUGGGAGUUGAUCGUCUACUGCUGCCUUGAACGUUUCUUACAACAUGCUUUUUUACAAAGUUUGAUUUUGGUGUUUUGAAAACUUGGCUCAGUAACCAGACUAAACUAUAUCACAAAGAACUGCUUUUAUUAAGCUAUCAGUAGAGCAGCAACUCCCAUCUUCUACAGGGUACAGUCACUGUGAAGUUGUUGGUUUUUGCCUUGUGCUGAUUCAGAUUGUUAUCCCAGAAAGAAUUCCACUUCAGUGGCUGAAGAACACAGGAGUUGGUUGUCUACUUCUGCAAGGAUUGACACAAUCAACUCCUGUGUUGUUGUUCUUUGCAACAGAUAAGAUCAGAUAUCUAAAAUUGUCAGACUCCUUCUAAGUUAGCCCCUAAUGUGAAGAUAACUUGGUUCAUUCCAGUGAUUUGACCUCUCUGAACACAGGAGUUGAUUGUCUGCUGCUGCCUUGAACGUUUCUACCGACACCUUUUUUGGACCAUCUUGAAUUUUGGUGUUUUAAAAAGGUAGCUCUUGAAACCAGACUAAACUAUAACACACAAAAAAGCUUCUUCAGGUUGCAGUAGAGCAGCAACUCCCAUCUUCUACAGGGUACAGUCACUGUGAAGUUGUUGGUUUUUGCCUCUUGCUGAUUAAGAUUGUAAUUCAUGGUGUCUUAAAGUUUCCAGAAAGAAUUCCACUUCAGUGACAGAAGAACACAGGAGUUGGUUGUCUACCUCUGCAAGGAUUGGUACAAUGUGUGUAACUGCCUUGAACUUAUCUACCGACGCCCUUUUUUUUGUGUCAUUGUUUGAUUUUGGUGUUUUAAAAAGUUAGCUAAGAAACAAGACUUAACUAUAUCACAAACACUGCUUCUAUAGGUUACAGUAGAGCAGCAACUCCCAUCUUCAACAGGGUACAAUCACUGUGGAGUCUUUGGUUUUUGAUGUGUGCUGAUUCAGAUUGUUAUUCCAGAAAGAAUCUUCUAAGAUAAACCCUUGUGUUAAGAUUAGAUAGUUUGUUCCAGUGAUUUGACCUCUCUGAACACAGGAGUUGAUUGUUUACAACUGCCUUGAACUUAUCUACCUACCCCCUUUUUUCUGACAUUGUUUAAUUUUGGUGUUUUAAAAACUUGGCUCUGAAACCAGACUAAACUAUGACAUGAAAAACUUGCAUUAGAGCAGAAACUCCCAUCUUCUACAGGGUACUAAAUCACCAUGAAGGUCUUGGUUUUCACCUUGUGCUGAUUCAGAUUGUUAUUCCAGAAAGCACGAAUAAGUAGUUCACAUUUCAAAUCGCAGGAGUUGGUUGUCUACCUCUGAGAGGGUUGGUACGUUUUUGCAUGUAUGAUCAGUGUUGCAGAAUCAUGUCGUUGUGUUGAACCUUGAACUGACCAUGAAGAGCCAGGUAGUGGUGCAGCAGCAACUCCUGAGUCCUGCAAGACAAAACUGCUGUUUGACAAAAGCAAGCAACCCUGAGGUUUGAGGUUUGAGGUAGUCUUAUAUACUUUGUUUCUACCACAAAGAAAUGACAUCUCUGACUUUGCACCAGCAGAACGCCUCUUUACAGUCGACCCUGUCUUAUUAUUGAGUGUUAGUGACUGAAGAGUAGCGUGAGAGGAGCAGUUUCACGGAGCGUCACGGGUCACUGGGUUUAUCUGGUUUCCUCAGGGGAAGAUUUCUGCAUGAAGAAGAUAAAGAUAAACAUUUUACAGCUUUAAUAAAAUCAUUUAAAAAAGGAUGAUUGUGACUUCACUGCCGUGUAAAACAUUUUGCUUUUUUGUACUUCCUUUUGUCAUACUUGUUUUGUACAUGUUUGAAAAUAACAAAUAAAGUUUAAUGCAUGGA
Molecule: messenger RNA, 7838 nt
Organism: Notolabrus celidotus (New Zealand spotty)
Lineage: Eukaryota; Metazoa; Chordata; Actinopteri; Labriformes; Labridae
Exons: 12
Coding region: 21-1916 (631 amino acids)
Cellular component (GO): meiotic nuclear membrane microtubule tethering complex; membrane; nuclear envelope
Source: RefSeq, a predicted model, not a curated record